Knipowitschia caucasica is the source of this 351-nucleotide messenger RNA. The record is from the annotation of a GenBank genome assembly. NCBI's taxonomy places the organism in Eukaryota, Metazoa, Chordata, Actinopteri, Gobiiformes, Gobiidae.
AUGGAGCCGCAUCUUCCCCGUGUAGGGCGUGCAAAGGAGCGGUGUGAUGUCACAGCACGACAACACUGCUUCAAAUCGGCAUUGAGUCCUCGCCUGGAUGUGAAGCUAAAGGAGGGGGGGGGGGGGUGGAAGUGUGUGUGUGGGGGGGGUUGCUGGACGCGGCCAACUGGCAGCGCACCAAACGCUCGCACCUGUUUGGAGUCGGGAGGUGCAGCGCGCAGCAGCGGAGACUCGUGCAGUGACCAAGGGAAUUACGGCGACGGCGGCUUAUCCCACACCGGUGGAUUUACAUCGGCUCAGGCCCCGCAAUCCGAGCUGCACUCGCGUAUGGAGGAGUUCUGUCCCAUCUGA